UCCUCGUCGCAUUUCCUUUCAAGGAAAACUUGGUAAUCUCCUAAAUGGAAUCCUCCGAUCCCAACACUGAAGACGACGACGUUUACUUCGACGCCCUCGACGACUUCCCCUUCUACGACUGCCUCUCCUCCCUCACAGCCGAACCAGAACGCUACUCGUCCUCCUCAACUUUCUCCGCUCUCAAUCCAUCGCGGGAGACUCCUCCGGCUUCCACCCUCCGGCGCCGACCCUUCUCUCGCCGCAUACUCUCCGGAAAGGUCUCCAACGACUCGAGCUUCGAUUUGGGUUCGGAUUCCACUCUCAGCUUCGAGAUCCUCGCCGAACCCGAUACGAAACCGCGUUUCCGGGAACGGAAAUAUGCGAUUGAUCGGAACGCAAACCAAAAGCCCGAUCCCGAGUCGACUCAGGAGCGAGUCACCUUGGUGUCUCCAGCUCAGGGCUCUAAUUCGACCAUAACCACUGUAACCGAUCUCCGAGUCGACGACAACUCGGCUGAGUCAGCCGCCGGACUCAGCGAUCCCUCAUUUAACUUACUCGUGUUCGUAGCCGGACUGGUAAUCAAAGCAAUCAACUUCCAAAUCAACCUCUUCAUCACCUUCACAACAUUUCCUCUCCUCCUUCUCUACCACUCCUACGCGCUCAUCACUAACCCCUUCCAAACGGUGCGUCGCGGCAGAGACCAUCUAAUCCAAAGACUCUCGAAGCUAGGGGACAUUGUCCGCGAAAGCGCGAGCCCCUGGCUAAACGACUGGUCGCAGGAGCACAGUUGGGUCUUGAAGGUCGUAUUGCGGUGCGCGUGGGGGUUGUUGUGGUCCAUCUACGUUUGCGUCGUUUUGUGCGGUCUGUUGGUCUCGUCAGUCGCGGUUAGCAGCAUUUUGAUGAGGUAUUUGGUGGAGGAGCCGAUUCAGAUAAAGGAGGUGUUGAUUUUCGAUUACACGAAGCACAGUCCGGUCACGUACGUGCCGGUUGCGUCGUGUGGUUGCGUUGGUUGUGGCGAGGAUUGCGAGGAAAAGAUUUCGGGGUUCAGGGUUGUACCUCCUGGUCACAGGUUGCAGGCCACGGUUUCGUUGACGUUGCCGGAGUCGGAGUACAACCGAAAUCUCGGGGUAUUUCAGAUCAGAGUAGACUUCAUCUCUGCUAGUGGUAAAACCCUUGCCAGUUCAAGCCAUCCAUGCAUGUUACAGUUCAAAAGUGAGCCUGUCCGUCUUCUCCUGACUUUUCUUAAGAUUGCUCCUCUUGUUGCUGGUUACGUAUCAGAAUCACAGACUCUGAAUCUGAAGUUUAGAGGUUUCACUGAAGGAGAUAUGCCUACUGCCUGCUUAAAGGUUGUAAUGGAACAACGGGCAGAGUACCGCCCUGGUGCUGGUAUCCCUGAAAUAUAUGAUGCAUCUCUAAUACUUGAGUCAGAACUUCCCCUAUUUAAAAGAAUUAUAUGGUAUUGGAAGUUUCACCAUUUUUUAAUUUUUUUAAACGGCUGUGUACAUGUUGGAAAGAGAACUUAAAUUGACAUUUGUAAAUCUCCCAUACAGAUUUUAGUU
Messenger RNA from Corylus avellana, 1538 nucleotides. Its product is annotated as Putative adipose-regulatory protein (Seipin). Lineage: Eukaryota; Viridiplantae; Streptophyta; Magnoliopsida; Fagales; Betulaceae. The record is from RefSeq and is a predicted model, not a curated record. Gene Ontology annotation, biological process: lipid droplet organization; lipid storage. Gene Ontology annotation, cellular component: endoplasmic reticulum membrane.